GAUAUAUUGCUCAUGUCUGAUGUUUUGGAACUCAAUCAUGCAAUAAAACAUUUUUUUUAAAUUGGAGAACAGAAUAUAGUUGCAAAAAAGCGGAAAAAGCACAACCCUCUAUUCAAAUAAAAGCAAGCAGUCAUUACAGGAAUACAGCAUGCAUAUAUAUGGAGUUUUAGUCCUUCUGGCGGUUGUUGGAUUAGGCGUUGUUUUGGGGUACUCAAGUGGCAUACCACUACCUGCAUGUCAGAAAAUGUUUCCAAAGGGGCACCAUCAUGCUUCCCAGAACACGACCGCGCCAUUUGAGGUUCAUAUAUCUAGAGACAAGUUUGCAGCGGGUAGCGUUAUUACUGUGACUGUUCGCAACACAAGUGACAAAUACUUCCAAGGAUUGUUUGUUCAGGCAAGACAAGCUAGCGGGGACAUGAAUGAACUUUUAGGAUCAUUCACAGUUCCCAAGGGUCAAAACCUAUAA
Molecule: messenger RNA, 466 nt
Organism: Owenia fusiformis
Lineage: Eukaryota; Metazoa; Annelida; Polychaeta; Sabellida; Oweniidae
Source: the annotation of a GenBank genome assembly